AUGCCGUUGGACUUUGUCAGUGAACUCAAUCGUGAUUUGCCAGCUAGAUUAGUGAUUUCUGGCAUUUCUCCAGAUUGUUAUGCGCCUUUGGCUCGCGACACGUCGCUGCAUUGUCCUGCGUAUGUCUGGAAAGAUUUUUUGGAUAGAAUUGAGCUAGCUGUUGGCGAUGAACUCCGGAUCCUGACUAUCAAGCGUAGCGAGAUCUGGACCAUCCAAUAUGAAGGCAAGCACUCUUUCUUACGUCUGUUGAUCAGUGCGUCCAGCAUUGAAUGGAACUUGUUUGCCAAACCUCCAAAGGAUACUCCUGCGCUUUGUCUGAUACGAGAGAUCCUGUCCAAGCCAAUUGCUCGCAUGACACCUGUGUCUGCGUCACUUUUGGACGGAGAUUGGGAAAUUUGUGGGCCUCUGAGCUCCAGACGGACGCUGUAUUUCUCCGGAUCUGGCGAGAAAGUCGAGUCUCAUGAAAUUCAAUGCGGCCUCGAAACUUCAGAGGUUAUUGGAACAGAUCGUUGGACGCAAAUUCAAGUCGAAGGUCCCGAUUCAGCGGUGGCCGGCCUAGAAACAGACAUCCGGGGGACGUAUAAUCUUCUGCCAGACUGCGGUACGGCACACGCUUCACUGCACAAAAGAUCAGCUGGUGAGUACGAUCGCCCGGUAUUUCUCUUCCUGGAUCCGACGAAGCUCGGGGAUGCAAAUAAAGAUUUCUUCGUAUUUGCUUGGGACCAUGAACGUGUUCGCGGAUACGAACAGAGACAAACCAUCGCAGAGGUGUCCCACUCAUGGCGUUCACCCAAAGCAAGCGAGGUUCCGCAGCCCGUUCACAUCUACUUCCGUCAAUGGAUUAGAGCUCCCAAGGUGGCCCUGAACCUGUAUCUCCCUGAGGCACCUAUCUCAUGCCAAAGGUUGGAUGAGGCGACCAACAUCACGAUUUCCCGAUCAGGGUGUCAUGAGACUAAUAUUCCUUUGCUCUCAUUUAAAGCACAGCCAGCAGCCAUGGAGGUGCUUUGGAAGAAAGAAUCGUGGGAGAUCAUAAACCCAACAGACUCACCAUCCUUGCUUCAGGACCUCUCUUGGCUCCUACAGAAAGCGGCAGUCAUCUCAGGCUUUGAGAACUGGAACGCAGUCUCUGACCCUGACACCCCUGGUGAGGACGGUAAGACGACAUGCACAUGUGUGCCGCUGAAACCGCGCAUCAUAUGGGGCCGUGACAGUAGAGGACGGAUCAUGGCGUAUGAAGAUCCGUACGAUGCAGCUCUCUAUGAACGCCAGGCGAAAGCAAGACCCCCGCCGUUCCUGAUCUUCCGAAAGAUCGAUGAGCAGGGCCAAGCUGACUUGCGCGUUACUCUCAACGUCCAGUACCUAUUGCAUCAGGCGUAUGAUAAGUUGAUGCAAAAUAGUAUUGUCAAAGACGUGUCGUUUCACUGGCGCCUGGUCCCGAAUUCGUUUGAUAGUAGAAACGUCAUGUUUCCCAAGUUCAAGCUUACAGACAACAAGACUGACGUCGCAGCUUCUCAGCCGCCUAACUUCCGUCUGGCUCUGCGGCCGGAGCAACUGAAAUCACUAUCGUGGAUGGUCCGGCAAGAAGAUGAUGAUGUCCCACCGUUCACGGAAGAAGAGACGGAGGAGGCGCUGCUUCCAUCGUUGAUGUGGCGCGCAGAAGGGCGAGUCACCAGUCAGAAGGCUAUUCGAGGUGGUGUCAUAGCUGAUGAUGUUGGUUACGGAAAAACAGCCAUCACCUUAGGCUUAAUCGAUACGCAGCAUAGAAGGGAGUGCCUGCCAACCCCUGCGGAAAUUGACGGGUUUAUUCCGUGCAAGGCAACUCUUAUUGUUGUGCCGCAGAUAAUGAUCCAGCAAUGGCAAUCAGAAAUCUCCAAGUUUCUGGGUUCUACAUUGAAGGUCUUGGUAUUCGCACAGGCGGGUUCAUUCGCAAAAGUGUCCAUAAGUGACGUUCGGCGGAGUGACAUCAUUCUAGUAUCCUGGUCAAUUUUCAACAACCCAGCAUACUAUGAAAAGCUCCAGAAAUUCACCGGCACUCCUCAGGCUCCCAAAAAGGCAGGGCGAAAUUUUGACGCCUGGUUUAAAGACGCUCAAGUCGCACUGAAUGAGCAAGUCCGAAUUUUGACCAGCCAGGGUCCAAGCGCGCUUCUCGCGUCGAUUCGUCUUAAGCGACAAACUAUCAAGGGUUCUCAGACACAUCUCACAUAUUGCCCGUCUCGGCGCCUCCGUGGUAGUCAGUACGUCAAAGGCAACCACGCUCCAGAACAAGAGGGCCAUGAGGUAUUUGCGGAGAUAUCGAGUGCUGAGGACACCGAAACAGAAGACGAAACCGACACCCAGAUGCUGAGAUCGAAAACGGACAAGUACCUCAAAAUCCAGAGUCAUGAAAAAGACGAGUUGGUUGAGGAACCUGCAUUAGAAUCAGACGAUGACACUCAAUAUGAAGAUUCUGCGACGGAGGACAAGCAAGUCCGACCAGGUCUUCCCAAAACAGCUGGCCGAAAGGCGAAAAAGUGGGACGACCGAAAGGUGUUCAAUAUAAGCAAAAGCAGAAUGCAGGAUUGGGGGGCCGUCAGAACCCCGUUUCUUCAUAUGUUCUCUUUUGAUCGUCUUGUCAUAGAUGAGUUCACUUAUGCAGACCCUGAAAGGCUCAGCCCGCUCCUCUCACUCAAAGCUCGAUCGAAAUGGGUACUGUCAGGGACACCGCCACUGAAUGAUUUUGCCGACGUCAACUGCAUUGCACCUUUCCUCAACGUGCAUCUCGGAGUAGAUGAGGAUGACCGUCGAUUACAAAACAAAUAUGUCAAGCUUCGACUCAAGCAGCGCUCUGCUGCGGAAGCGUUCCAAUCGUUACGGGCACCCUAUAGCCAAAUCUGGCACGAACGUCGACACAAUCUAGCCCAGAGGUUCUUGGACCGGUUUGCACGGCGGAAUGUUGCUGAUAUUGACGAGAUCCCAUCGUCAGAGCACAUAAUUGUGGUCCAGCCAACACCGGCAGAACGAGUAAUCUAUCUGGAACUCUGGAGGCAAAUUAUGACAUACAACCGCCAGCUCCGUCGAUGUGGCCGAGGAAGAUUCAGCAGUGACCAAGUCAACCGGUUGGACGAGAUUAUUGGAACAAGUUCAACGGCCGAAGAGGCGUUGCUCAAACGUUGCUCAUCCCUAGCGCUUCAUGGUCGCUGGAACGAAGACGGCGAGCCGGAGCUAACAACAUGCGCAUCCCUGAUCGCCACCAGGGAGGAUCAGCUCAAUGAUCUCAAAGACGAAAUGAAAAUGGAAUUGAAGUUGGCAGCAUGGCUUUACUGCCGUUUUGAAUUUGACUGUGAGCACCUUGACAAGUUCAUCGAAAAGUUCUUCAGAGACGAUUUUGGUGAUAUGGCCAUCACCCGAGAAGUUUAUUCUUUCUUGAGAGAAGCAUUCGAUGCAUCGGACGUUGAUGACUGGGUGUACUUCUUUGAUAUUCCUGAAGUUCCUGAAGAGCCAGUGCCAGGUGAUGAAAGCAGCUCGUCUGAUGCAGAAAACGAUAGCGAGAGCAGUGAAUCGGUGGCCAACGAUGACCUCGAUGACUCUUCCAAGCCCAAGGUCGCCAAGCAGAGCAACCAGCAAACCCAGGCCAAGAAAACCAGCGGCAGUAAGCAUUCUGGAAACGACGACGAUGACACAGACGUUUCGCUUCCCAAGAAGCCCGAGCGAGCUUGCGAAGCCGAACCAUUUCUGAGAGAAGCCAUAACAGCCAUCCAGAGGCUCAUCGGGGAAUGGCAACUGCGCAAAGACGCCAUUAGAUUUCUCUCAGCUGUGCAGCUUCUGACAACAGGUGCUGGACUUCCGCAAUGCAAUGGUUGUUACUGCGGGUUGCAAGGUAUCGAGAACGCAAAUGUCUCAGGAUCGUGCGGCCAUACUCUGUGCAUGGAUUGUGCUUCAAAAACGUUGGCAAAAGAGGAGUGUAUUGUGUAUGAAUGCCACGGCCCGAUAAAGAAGUUCAAUAUCAUCGCAGGAUCCAUGCUCGGAGAGGGUAGCGUCGAUGAGAGUGCAGUAUACGGCGGCAGCAAGUUGGACAAACUGAUUGAGAUCCUCAACGGGAUCCCCAACGACGAGCGGGCCCUAGUCUUCAUCCAAUAUCCCGAGCUCAUCAAAGUCGCGUCCAAGGCACUGGAUCUCGCCCAGAUAAAACACACGGCGAUCUUAACGACAGACCGCAAGUCAAUGCAAAAGAUCGCAGAAUUUCAAGAGGCAAGCUUGCAGGAAGACAAAGUGUUGAUCCUGAAUCUUGGAGGGGAGAUGGCCGCCGGAUUGAAUUUCCAAUCGGCAAAUCACGUUAUCUUUCUAUCUCCUAUGAACGCCGAGACACAGUAUGAUUAUGAGUCCGCGAUGACCCAAGCCAUCGGACGGUCCCGGCGAUAUGGGCAACGGCGUCACGUUCACGUCUAUCACCUACUGGCCAAGCACACAAUAGACGUGAACAUCUUUCAACAACGCCGAGACAAGAUAUUGAUAGAAAGGGACGGCAAGGCCGAGCUCGUGGCUCACGGAGAAGCCUUGGAUGGCAAGGUGAUCAAGUGCGAGGGGCCGCCCUUGGUUUUUGACGACGCGUUUUGA
Messenger RNA from Aspergillus luchuensis, 4593 nucleotides. RefSeq lists its product as uncharacterized. Lineage: Eukaryota; Fungi; Ascomycota; Eurotiomycetes; Eurotiales; Aspergillaceae. Gene Ontology annotation, molecular function: ATP binding; ATP-dependent chromatin remodeler activity. The coding region runs from base 1 to 4593 and encodes 1530 amino acids. The record is from RefSeq and is a predicted model, not a curated record. The transcript has 2 exons.